This is a messenger RNA of Centropristis striata (black sea bass), 3380 nucleotides long. It is a transcript of the gene supt20h, whose product is annotated as SPT20 homolog, SAGA complex component. Gene Ontology annotation, biological process: regulation of transcription by RNA polymerase II. The record is from RefSeq and is a predicted model, not a curated record. The transcript is spliced from 24 exons. The coding region runs from base 214 to 2688 and encodes 824 amino acids. Gene Ontology annotation, molecular function: transcription coregulator activity. Gene Ontology annotation, cellular component: SAGA complex. NCBI's taxonomy places the organism in Eukaryota, Metazoa, Chordata, Actinopteri, Perciformes, Serranidae.
UGUUGUCACACUGGAAGAAAAUGGCUGCCGCUCCGACUUUUUUUCAAUGAAGACACCGAUAUUUCAAUUUCAUUUCGUUUUCUUGCAUCGGAGCUACAGUCCACCGCUAUGCAACCUAGAAGGGUGUGAAUGGUCACUUUAGGAAGGUGACAGUGGGGCAGAAAGGACAGCAUCGUCUACCGUCACUCGCCUUGCAGCUGGCGGUAGACCACAAUGCAACAAGUUUUGGAAUAUGCAUUGGAUCGAGCCGAGUACAUUGCUGAAAGUGCUCGACAACGACCCGCCAAAAGAAGAAUCUCAUCCGGGGGGAGGAAGAGUUUGUAUCAGAAGCUCUAUGAGCUGUACAUAGAGGAAUGUGAGAAAGAGCCAGAGUUAAAGAAUUUAAGGAGAAAUGUGAAUCUACUUGAGAAGCUGGUGUCUCAGGAGUCUGUUUCAUGUCUGGUGGUCAACUUGUAUCCUGGGAAUGAAGGCUAUUCUUUAAUGCUCAGGGGCAAAAAUGGAUCCGAUUCUGAAACCAUCCGUCUGCCAUAUGAAGAAGGAGAACUCCUGGAUUACCUAGAUGCUGAGGAGCUGCCUCCUAUUCUGGUGGACCUGUUGGAGAAAUCACAGGUGAACAUCUUCCACUGUGGCUGUGUCAUCGUAGAGGUGAGAGACUACAGGCAGUCUGGUAAUACCAAAAUGCCCACCUAUCAGAGCAGACACAUCCUGCUGCGGCCAACCAUGCAGACUCUGAUCUGUGAUGUCCAUGCCAUGACCAGUGACCACCACAAGUGGACACAGGAUGACAAACUGCAGCUGGAGAGUCAGCUGAUCUUGGCCACAGCUGAGCCUCUGUGCUUGGACCCCUCCAUUUCUGUCACCUGCACAGCCAACCGCCUGCUCUACAACAAGCAGAAGAUGAACACACGCUCCAUGAAACGGUGUUUCAAGAGACACUCGCGAGCGGCUCUGAACCGGCAGCAGGAGCUCUCCCACCUGCCCAUCCCGCCACAGCUACGACUCUACGACUACCUGCAGAGGAGGAAGGAGAGGAAGCCCGCUCCUGUCAUAGACCUAAAGAUCUCAAAGAUCGGAAACUGUGUUGACAUGUGGAAGCAGAGCAACUGCCAACUAACUGUCCCGAAGGAAAUUGAUGUGGAAAAGUACGCUGUGGUGGAGAAAUCUCUGCAGCUGGAGGACUCUCAGCCCACUACUGUGAUCUGGCCUGCUGAGGAAGUUGUAGAUGACUACACGUUUGAGUGUGAGGUGGGAGGCCAACCCCAGAGGACCAAGGUGUCUAUCUUCCAGUCGAUGGGAGACCCGCUGGUGUAUGGGAAAAUCUACUGUGCUAAAGAACCAAAAGCAGAGGAGGACAGCAGCACGGACCUAAAGCUCAUACAUCCCCCAUUCCUCAUAGGCUCCAAGAUAGACGCAGACCGGUUUCUUACUCAGUACAAAGGAGUGUAUGAGAGAGAUGUGAAGUGUCAGGUCAAGAUGUCCCAUAACUCAGGCACCGUGGGGCCCCCCUCACCCAGCAAAGACGAGGGUGAUGGUAUCUCCCCACUGGUCCAGACAUCUGUACUGGGAAAAGGGGUGAAGCAUCGUCCCCCUCCCAUCAAACUGCCCUCAGGAUCAGGCAGCAGCUCCUCAGGUAAUCCAUAUAGUUCACAAACCACCAGUGGUCUACUGAAGUGUCCUACGCCCCCUCCAGCCAAAAGCCAGUCUCUGAACAGGAAGCACUCCAUGGAGCUGAGCCAGGUGGGCCUGCUGUCGCCUGCCUCCCUCUCCCCAAUGGGCUCCACGCAGAGAUCGGGGACCCCCAAGCCAUCGACCCCCACCCCCACCAACACGCCAUGCUCCACCCCUCACCCCACCGACUCGCUCUCCGCUCCUCUCUCGGUGACCCCGACUCCUUCAGACCCUCCCAUGGUCCAGAGCCAGUCGCAGCCCGCCCUCCUCACGCCGUUCGCCCAGCAGCAGCUGGCCCUGAGCCAGCCGCUGCCCGUCAUGACCAUCCCCCUGCCCACCAUGGGGACCUCCAUCACCACAGGGACCACCUCCUCACAGGUCAUGGCCAACACGGCAGGCCUCAACAUCUUCAACGUGGUCGGCUCCGUCUGCAGUCCUCAGACGCUGAUGAGCGGCUCCAGCCCCAUGCUGGGUCCGGGCCUCAACCUGAGCGGGCUGAUGCCCACCAUGCAGUCAGCAGCACAGACUGGGAGUCCCUUCGGCCUGAGCAGCAGCCCCGGGUUGAGACCACUGAACGUCCUGCAGAUCCCCACUGGUCCUCUCAUCUUUAACUCUCUGCAGCAGCAGCAGCUGUCUCAGUUCUCCCCACAGCAGAGUCAGUCGGCCACCUCCAGCCCUCAACAGCAGGGGGAGACGGGCGACCAGGGGUCCGAUCAGAGUUUAGGAAACCAGCAAACAGCGGUGAUCAACCUGGGAGGCUUCAUGUCUCCUCAGGCAGCAGUGCUGUCCCAGUUGGGCUGUGGGCUGGACGGGUCUGGGCCCCCGCUGCCUUCUCCAAGGCUUCAGCAGCAGCACCAGCCACAGAUCCAAUUGCAAUUCUUGCAGCACCAAAUGCAGCAGCAGCAGCAAAUGGCUAUGGGAGCAGCAGCUCCUCAGGGGGGACCGCCACGGCAACAUACCGCCAGCCAACCAAGAAGUAAAAGGAAGAGGAGCAUGCCACAGCCCCUCCCCAAGUCAUGACACAAUGACAUCACACUAAAAAAAAAAACAACCCCCCCCCCCCAGCUACAUGAGGACAUGAAUGAUCCAUACUGUGCUCUUUGUCUGCCUCACUGUGGAGACAAAAAAAAAAGACUUUUUGUCCUUUCUGUGUCUUUUUCUAGCUGACAAAUUUGUAUGUAAUGGUUGACAGGGGUUUUGGAGAACCAAAACUGUGUAAUGUCCACCAGAGGAUGAGGUUUUUGUAGAACAGGGAGCCCUACACUUAAAGAACCUUAGUGAUAUUUUUUGAGAUGAAACAGAAUAUGCGAUGGUUCUGGUAGGUAGCGGGUUUUCACAAUAACACAAAAUGCCCAUUCAGGAAGACUUCUUCUUCUCUACGGGACUGAAAGGAUUAUGAAUGCACAUUCUCAGAGGAUUCCUCAUGAGCCGGCCUGAUCCUCCUGCCUCUGCUUGGUUGACCCCGGUAGAAACUGCCCUUUAAGCACGGAUCCCAGUGAGCUUAUUGACACCAAAUCCUCCAUAUAACCAUUACAUGUGAAAAUGCAAAUCUGAUCUUGGAGUAGUGCCUGGGGGCAGCUCUCUACCUCUCAGUCUGUUGGAAGUCUUUUCUUCUGUUAGCCAUCCAGGCACAGGGCUCAACGAGGACUCAAGAUGAACAUGCAAGACGGUGUAACUGCUUUUGUACAGCACAUUUUGAAGAUAAAAAAAGG